Messenger RNA from Rhipicephalus sanguineus (brown dog tick), 2162 nucleotides. RefSeq names its product acetylcholinesterase-1. Gene Ontology annotation, cellular component: plasma membrane. The coding region runs from base 182 to 2152 and encodes 656 amino acids. The record is from RefSeq and is a predicted model, not a curated record. Gene Ontology annotation, biological process: choline metabolic process; acetylcholine catabolic process. NCBI's taxonomy places the organism in Eukaryota, Metazoa, Arthropoda, Arachnida, Ixodida, Ixodidae. The transcript is spliced from 5 exons. Gene Ontology annotation, molecular function: acetylcholinesterase activity.
GGCUGCCGAUCGAGUCGAGGUCCCGCCUGUGUCUGAGCUGUCGGCUGUUGUGCAUCAUCGUCCGUUGAAGAGUGGUACAAGACGAAGGAGAGAUGACCGCUUGAGGAGCCUUGAUCGAGAUGUGUCGCAAAGCGAUGAUGGAAGCCCUAGGAGCAUCCCCAAGUGGGUGCUGUACGUGCCCAUGGUGGCCUCUGCAGUGUUUCUCUUCGUUUUCAUCGCGACCAAGCGCGCUGCUGGCUUCCACGAUGGCACCCCGGUGGGCGGCGCCGCCCACCGUAGCGCUGUCAUUCAGCCAGUUCUCGAGGAGAUACCGCACGUCGAGGUCCACCUGACCGAUCGCAUCUACAGCGGCCGCGUCAUUGCCGUGGGGAACCGCAAGCUGCACGCCUUCUUCGGCAUCCCGUACGCCGAACCGCCCCUGGGUGGCUUGCGAUUCCGCAAGCCCGUUCCGCUGAGACCACAACGCACCAAGCACGACCCCCUGGGACCGCUCAUUAUGGUACGUCAGAAGCGGUUUCCGUGCCCGCAGAACCAGCCCUGGAACCCGCCCAGAGUGCAGUCCCUGGACGUCAACAUCAGCGAGGACUGUCUGCACCUGAACGUCUGGGCUCCUGCGGACAGCUCCCGGGAACGCGCGGUCAUACUCUUCAUUCAUGGCGGCGACUUCCAGAGAGGCGGCAACGACGAGGUCAUCAAUGACGGCACCCUGCUGAGUGCUGAAGGCGACGUGGUUGUGGUCGUGCCCAACUACCGACUGAAUGCCUUCGGCUUCCUCAACGGCCACGUCGCCAACGCGCCGGGCAACGUGGGUCUCCACGACGUGAUUCUGGCCCUGCGCUGGGUGUACAAGAACAUCGCGCGCUUCGGCGGAAAUCCGGACAACAUAACGCUCGCCGGCCGGGACGCCGGUGCCGUGCUGGCUGGUUACAUCAUGAUCUCCCCGCUCACGCAGGGUUUAGUGAGACGGUACAUCCUCCUGGGCGGGUCUCCCUUCUGGAACCUACCGGACAACCGAGGCACCAGGAGCGUCGAGAACGUCAAGCUGCUCGCGAGCCGCCUCAAGUGCGACCGGGGCGAGGACGUGUUCGACGCCGUCCAGUGUCUCUCCAAGGUCGACAUCUAUGACUACGUCGACAUGGAGGAUCUAUCGCAGUUCGCGAUGUACCCGAGCGACCAGGACGACGCGCUGCCCUUCGCCAUCCCUGCCGGUCUCAGGUCGGCGCCGUACGGCGCCGAAGACGUGCUUCUGGGCAACGAGUUGUUUGUGGGCGAGUCUAUGGUCGCACCUUUUCUCACCAUGCCCCUCGACGGCGUCCUAAACAGGAGUCUGCGAUCUUUCGGAUCCAAUUUCCUCAGGAAGUUCGGCUUGGAAGACGGCGCGGAGGCAAUGAAAAGUUAUGACAUCUACAGCGCGACGAACAGGACAGCCGCCUUCGCAGACAUGGUCGCUGACUUCGUCGUUCGCUGCCCGCUGCAGUUUUUCGCGGACGAGCUGGCCAGCCGAGGCCGCAGGGUGUUCUACUACGUCAUGAAGAGCAAACCGGCUUGGCUGGAGCACACGGAUCCGGCGUUCGACCAGAGCCUUCUUUUUGGUUUGCCUCUUGUGGAACACUCAGCGCCUCGUGACCUCGUGGCGCUCGCCAAAAACGUCAUCUACAGUUGGACUACGUUCGCGAAAACAGGGCCUCUGGUCACCAUGAGCUGCCUUCACCUCUUCGCUCUUGCUGUCCUCGCGACGUGCGGAUUCUUUUGUGCCGUGCACGCCAACAUGGAGGCGAAGCGCAUGGGCUCCGAGUUUCUGGGCAAGCGGUCGCCGUCCUCCCGACUGGACGCCUCCGACGUGCUGCCUGGAGGCUUCUGGGAGGAAGAGCUGGCCGCGCGGUCGCCCGCUGCCGCGCUGCGAGCGGCCAGGCUUCUUCGCGCCGCGGCCGGCGUGAACCGCUUCGGCGGAGGCGCUUACGACAACGACGAUGACGACGACCUCGACCUGGCCAUGGCGGCGGCCGCGGCGGCCGCGGCCAAGCAGAAGCGAAUCGGCUCCGAGUUCCUGGGCAAACGUUCCUCGCCCUCCGACCUGCUGCCCAAGCGCAUGGGCUCCGAGUUCCUCGGGCGGCGGAAACGUGACGCGUCCUACUCUUCGCCGGACGCGUAAACGAGGUACA